Messenger RNA from Penicillium roqueforti, 2064 nucleotides. RefSeq names its product glutaminase GtaA (gene gta1). NCBI's taxonomy places the organism in Eukaryota, Fungi, Ascomycota, Eurotiomycetes, Eurotiales, Aspergillaceae. Gene Ontology annotation, biological process: carbohydrate metabolic process. The record is from RefSeq and is a predicted model, not a curated record. The transcript is spliced from 7 exons. Bases 1 to 2064 code for a protein of 687 amino acids.
AUGCAGCUGUACCGCCUCAGUCUGCUGGUUGCUUCCUUUGUGUCCUCUAUUGGAGCACAGUCGACCUUCUCCCCUGCUCGUCCCCCGGCUAUACCUCUCGCUGUUAGGUCACCGUACCUCAGCACUUGGCUUGAUGUAGGGAGUGAUGGUGGUAAUGGUGGGUACUUGGCUGGUCAAUGGCCUGUAUUUUGGCAGAAUCAGGUCACCGGGUGGACAGGUAUGAUCCGCGUCGAUGGCAAUACCUAUACUUGGAUGGGCCUUCCUGGGUCGAAAACCGUCAAUCAGACAGCGUUUGAGUAUACUUCGACUAAAAGUAUCUUCACUAUGAACGUGGAGAAUAAGCUUGAAAUGAACAUUACUUUUUUGUCGCCUGUUACACCCACCGACUUCAAGCGCCAGUCCCUCGUUUUCUCGUAUCUUAAUGUCGAGGUCUCUUCUCUUGAUGGCCAGGCGCAUGAUGUACAGGUCUACGCGGACAUCUCUGCAGAAUGGGUAUCGGGUGACCGGAAUGCCAUUGCAGAAUGGGAGUAUGGGACCACUGACGGUGUGGCCUACCACAAGGUACACCGACAGACUCAAUUGGCCUUUUCCGAAAACAAUGAGCAGGGCGAAUGGGGUAACUGGUACUGGGCCACCGACGACUCGAAAGACAUGACCCACCAGUCUGGUGCGGAUACCGACGUCCGGGGCCAGUUUGCCAGCAAUGGAAAACUCACCAAUGGCGUCGACACUAAUUUCCGAGCUAUCUCCUCCACCUGGCCCGUAUUCGGGUUCUCAUACGAUCUGGGCUCGGUCGAUUCGUCGCCCAUUAGCACGCUCUUCUCACUAGGUCUGACACAGGAUCAAGCUAUUCAGUACGAAGGCGCUUCGCAGUAUGCCCCAGUACCGUCCUUGUGGAAGAGUUAUUUCGAUACAGAGUUGGCCGCACUUUCGUUCUUCCACCACGAUCAUGCGGAAUCGAGCAAUCUCGCAAGCCAUUUCGAUAGCAGGGUGGCCCAGGAUUCAAUUGAAACAGCCGGCCAGGACUACCUCACUAUAACUUCGCUCGCGGUUCGGCAGGCAUUCGCUGCUACCCAGCUUUGUGGUACACAAGACAAACAGUAUCUGUUCCUGAAGGAAAUCUCUUCCGACGGCAACAUGAAUACUGUGGAUGUUAUCUUCCCAGCCUAUCCGAUUUUCCUGUACACCAACCCCGAACUCCUGAAACUCGUGCUCACUCCUCUGUUUGAAAACCAAGAGGCUGGAAAGUAUCCCAACAAUUAUUCCAUGCACGACCUAGGCUCGGCUUAUCCGAACGCCACGGGCCACCCCAAUGGCAACGACGAGAAAAUGCCUUUGGAAGAGUGCGGGAAUAUGGUCAUCAUGUCUUUGGCUUAUGCGCAGAAGUCGGGUGACUCCGACUUUUUGAAUAACCACUACACUCUACUCAAGCAGUGGACCAGUUAUUUGGUCGAGGACUCGCUUUAUCCUGCGAACCAGAUCUCUACGGACGACUUUGCUGGCUCUCUAGCCAACCAAACCAACCUCGCGAUCAAGGGCAUGAUCGGUAUUCAGGCCAUGGCAGUCAUUGCCAACCAGACUGGCCACACCGCCGACGCUGCUAAUUUCUCGAGCAUCGCCAGUGACUACAUCACUCAGUGGCAGGACCUGGCUAUUGCCAAGGAUGCUAACCCACCACAUACCACCUUGUCGUACGGCGACACCGCUAGCCAUGGUCUGCUCUACAAUAUCUUCGCUGAUGCCCAGCUGGGCCUGGACUUUGUUCCACAGUCUGUCUAUCAGAUGCAGAGCGACUUCUACCCGACCGUUGAAAAUAAGUACGGUGUGCCUCUAGAUACCCGCCACACAUACACAAAAGGUGACUGGGAGUGCUUCGCGGCAGCGGUCAGUUCAGUCGAUACUCGGUCUAUGUUCAUUAAGGAUCUCGCGACCUGGAUCAAUGAGACACCGACCAACCGAGCCCUGACUGAUCUGUACGACACUAUCUCGGGAGAUUAUCCCGGAAUUACUUUCAUCGCUCGCCCCGUUAUCGGUGGUUCCUUCGCUCCUAUCCUCGUCCGCUAG